GCGGCCCCAGCCCCAGGGCGGCGUUAUGGCCGCCGCGCGGGUGCUGCUGCUCCUGUCCGGGCGCGCGGAGUCGCCGAGCUUCGCCCAGAGUGUGUGUGGCCUCCUGGGCGCCGGGCCAGGGCUCGGGCCGUGGCCCACGCACUGCGGCUUGAAGCGAGGACGACUCGUCCUCUCGGACGGGCCAUUCCCAGGCUCCUCGGCCAGGCUUCCGCUCCAGCGACCCCCUUUCUGCCCUUUUGCGGUCCUGGACCAGCAGCUCAGGACUCCGGGGGCCGAGCUGCCCAGCAACCGAGGUGUGGAUCUGGGUGUGGCCGUCCUUCUGCAGUCCAGCGACCAGUCUGUCUUGUUAACGCGCAGGACAAGCACCCUCAGCGUUUCUCCCAACCUCUGGGUACCCCCAGGUGGGCACGUGGCACUUGAUGAAGAGCUGUUGGACGGAGGGCUGCGAGAGCUUCAGGAGGAGACUGGACUACAGCUGCCCCACGGCCAGUUCUCUUGGGUCCCUCUGGGGUUAUGGGAGUCUGCCUACCCUCCUAGGCUGAGCUGGGGUCUCCCCAGAUACCAUCACAUCAUUCUCUAUCUACUCGUGGUCUCCUGGGAGUCACAGCAGCAGCUGCAGGCCCGGAUCCAACCAAACCCGAGUGAGGUGAGCGCCUUUAUGUGGCUGGGACCAGAGAUAGCAGCUGCCGUGGCUGCUGCAGAGGAUGGGACAGAGACACCCACACAUCUUCCCCGGGACCUACCACCCUCUGUCCUUACAGUGGAACUAGGGGAGGACAAAAGAGCUCGACCCCUGGCCUUGCCCACAUCCACACUGCUGCGGACGACCCCGACCACAGCAGAAGGCAACGAGAGGGUCAGCGCUGGGACCAAGUUUGCCCUCAGGCUCUGGCUGCAGCAUCUGGGCAGGUAAGAUCCUCUGGGGACACCCCCACCACCCACCCCCACCAGGGCCUGCAAGCAAGAACGGAACCUGGGACCCCUUCCCCCACUUGCCCCAAACCAGGGAUCUGGAGAGUGAGGUGUGGAACUCCCUCCCCAACCCCCCUCCGAGAC
Molecule: messenger RNA, 1056 nt
Organism: Panthera uncia (snow leopard)
Lineage: Eukaryota; Metazoa; Chordata; Mammalia; Carnivora; Felidae
Gene: NUDT17
Product: nudix hydrolase 17
Exons: 8
Biological process (GO): NAD+ catabolic process; NADP+ catabolic process
Cellular component (GO): cytosol
Molecular function (GO): NADH pyrophosphatase activity
Source: RefSeq, a predicted model, not a curated record